UUGCAGAUGACAAGGGAACAGUAUAUCUUGGCAACACAACACAAUAACCUGCAGAGACCUGAAAAUCAACAAGUCUAUCAAGUAGGAAUUUAUGGAUGGCGGAAGCGGUGUCUAUACUUUUUUGUGCUUCUUCUGAUGGUGACAAUGAUUGUCAAUCUUGCAUUGACAAUAUGGAUAUUGAAAGUCAUGAAAUUCUCAGUGAAUGGAAUGGGAAACCUAAAAAUCACAAAUAAAGGCAUGCGGCUGGAAGGCAAAUCAGAAUUUCUUCUUCCAUUAUAUGUCAAAGAAAUUCAUUCACGAAAGGACAGCCCACUGAUGUUGCAGUCCGACAGGAAUGUAACCGUGAAUGCUCGCAAUAACCUUGGACAGAUUACUGGACAGCUGACAGUUGGGUCUAAUGCUGUAGAGGCCCAGUGCCGAAGAUUUGAAGUAAAAACAGAAGAUGGCAAGAAGUUGUUAUUUUCUGCAGAUGAAAAUGAAAUUGCUAUUGGAGUUGACAAACUGCGGGUAACAGGUCCAGAAGGUGCAGUGUUUGAACAAUCAGUGGAAACGCCUCAUGUCAGAGCCGAAUCCUCAGAAGAGCUCAAGUUGGAAUCACCAACUCGAACUCUGACAAUGGAGGCCCCAAAGGGAGUGCAUAUCACUGCAGCCGAAGGGGAGCUUAAGGCAAGCUGUCGAAGAGAACUAGAGCUCCAGUCUACAGAUGGGGAGAUAUUUUUAAAUGCAAAAACAAUCCGUUUGGGAAACAUCCCGCAGGUCUCAGCGAGUUCAUCAUCAGCCAGUUCUUCAAACCUGCGUCAGACUGUUUAUGAAGUAUGUGUAUGUCCCAAUGGCAAACUCUUUCUCUCACCGGCGUCAGUGGGUUCCACCUGCCAAUCCAGCAGCAGCAUCUGUUUGCGGAUUUAAACCUAUUAACGCUGUUGAAAUUUUACCACCGUAAAAGCCUUUUUGGUACUGUCCCUUGGCUCUGUUUGAUGCUAACGGUGAAAUGGGAACCACUACAAAGCUACAAAGCCUUUGCCGGGACAGAACAGGAGGACAUGGCUGCCUUUCUAUGGUAAUUGGCCAGUCAGUGUAUUAACUGUCAAUGAAGAAAUGUCUGCCCCAAGACAGACUGGAUAUCACCCUUGUUCCCAGAAAGGGGUGAAAUACACAGGUGCCUUUGCUAAUUCAAGUAAAGCACAUAGUUAUUUUUUAUUGUUAGCAGGACCUGGUUAUGAAAGAAAUGAUCAUUUAAUACCACAAAUACAAUAAUGUCUUUUCUCAAAACUUUAGUUUCUUUUUUAACAUUUAACUAGAUUUUGGUUUUGCCAUGUCGUAAAAAACUGGAAUUUAUGGGAUUCCUGAAUAGUAUUGACUGAACAUUUAAAUGAAGUGUAGAAUUUGCAUGUCAGUCAUCUGUAAAGGAAUGAACAAAUCAUUCAUUCGUUCCUCGUUUUGUUUUCCAAUGUGUAAGGAAAUCAUUUUCAGCUGCAUUCCAGAUCUUUCUGUAAACAUGUUGGUGAAACUAUAGCUUUGUGAUAUUGAUUUUUUUUGUGAUGUGAUAUAAACCAAAGAAUGGAACAUGUGAUGUAAAUUCCAAACACUGCACAAUGCAGCUAGUACUACCCAGCACAAUAGCAUUAAGAGCAUUACAGAGAUGUGUGUGUGGGGGUGGGGGCUGGUGAGAAAACAUCCAUUUCCUACAAUUGGUUAAAAAAAACUCCCAGAAUUGGCAGUUUGGUCAUACCCUAUUGAAUAAACCACUUAUUGAUAACAAAUCUUAAAUCUUUGAUUCAAGAACAAAUUGAAAAACAUGGUGCUCUGUCUACCUAACAAAGCUUGCUUUUGUCUUUGGUUCUCCCAAACCACCUAAUUUAAAUUUGUACUCAUCCCUAAAGGACAACACAUCUCAUCAUUUAUAUGUUACACCAGGCCUGCUAGUUAUUUUCUUUCUUUUACUAAUCUCAUUAAAGUACAUUUUCUUUAUGUAUGAACAAUUUAAUCUGAAUGAUAAAGGAAACUAUUUUCUUACAUAUUCUAUGCAAAUGUUUGUAAAAUUACAAUAUUGCCAAAAUGACAAAAGCUGUGCUUUUGUACUCUUUACGUCUCUUGCUUUAUGUAAACUGAAAACAUUUUUUCUACUUAUAAGAGCGGAGCUGUAUGUCUUGUUAACUGUAGCUAAAGGUUAUUAGACCUCUUGUCAGACUCACCAUACCUUCAUGGAUUAAAAACCAGGUUUGAAAAGUUGUCAGUUAAAUUACGUUUAACUUCCAAAGCAAACUUGACUGUAGAGGCUUGGCCAUCGUUUGCUCCCAGCAAAAGCAGUUGGCUUCAAACAAAGCUGUUGCCAGUUGGUUGAGAGGAAGGUAUUACAGGAACUGUUCAUAGAAGACUAUGUAAGUGGUCUUGAAUAUUGGCAACUCUUUAAAUGGUUAAUGUUUUAUUCAUUUUAUUCUCCUUUGUUAAGAAUGGAUAAAUUUAUGGGAAUAAGUCUAUUACAUAGAGCUUUGAUAAUAUGUUUCAUAUGAACACAGAGAUUAUUUAAUAUGGAUAUAUUUAAUACUCUUUCCAUCAAAAGUAAAAUAAGGAAAAUCAAAAACACUAGUUCAGGAAAUAUUUAAGUUACAAUAUCAAUGAAUGCAAAUAGGCUGGCUGAUAGAUAUAAAUGGAUUUUCAAAGAAAGUGAGUUUCAAAAUCAGCUGGAAUUUCUGACCCUAGUUUUGUAAAGUCAGCUCAUUAGAACAAAUCCAGAUAUCAAUAAGGUGAUAUAACAGGGGCCAAUUGUAAAUUCGGGCAGCUGAUGAUUAAUCAGGCUGAGUCAUCUUAGUUUUCUGGUAGCACCUGAUUAAACUAUCUUGUCAAAUUCAGUAUGACAAGCCAAACUGGUAGCAUGCUAUUGGUUUUCAAUGCAGCCUUUGUAAUUACCUGACUAUAUUGUCAGCUUUUAGUCUUUAAAAAUUCAAUUAGAUAUUGGAGUCCAGAAACCACAAUUAUAAUUACAUCUUUAUAUCAUCAGACUAACCUUGGCAAGUCAUGUAUUGCCCAUCUAAGCAUUUAACUCUUAUGAAAUAAAAGCAAUGGAUUGCAGAUAAAACUUUUGUUUGGAAUAUGUACAAAACAACUUUUCAAACUUAGUGUUUAAUAUGGUUCUUAUGUCACUAUUUUGCAAUUUUACUUUAUGACUGUGCAUACGUUUCAUUUUAGUGAACUUAAGAAUGAAAUAGUUGAAAGGAAGGAAGCAUUGUUUGAAGAUGUUGGCUGCUAUAGACCUGUAAUUAUUCUGUUGGUCUCCAGUUGUGUCUGACGGGAAAGGUGCACAGGGCCUUCUGGAGCGUGGCAAGGCACCUGUUAUACCAGACCACUUUGGCUUUCAGAUUUUUCCGUGAUUGCUGCAUAAGUGAUGAGAACUCCACCUGAACCUUUCAGGACCAAUCUCAUUGGGAAGGGUAAUGACUGGAUUGGAACAAGGACAUGGAACUGGGCUUAGGAGAUCUUCAGGAAAACAGUGUCUGCUUCCUUGCCAGUUAGACGAGGUGACUGACAUAAAAUUAACCACUUUAUGGCAAAUCCAAUUGGGUAGGAGAAACAAAAUCUGGUCUUCAAACAAAUGGGAGAUUGACUGAUUAUAAUGGAGUAAAGAAUGGGGAUCAGGUAUCAGGUUAGGGCAGGAGUUCCCAGCCUGGGGUUCAUGGACCCUACGGUUAAGAGUAAGGGACCAUGGCAUAAAUAAGGUUGGGAACCCCUGGUUUAGGAUGUGGGGGAUAUGGUUGCUUGUCUUCCCUCCCAUUUAUAAAAAGGCAGCACUUACUGUAUAUGCCUCCUGAUUCCAAGGGGCAUAUGAGUGCUUAAGGCAACCCUUGCACCUUGCUCAUCAGUCCCAUAUAAGUGACAAGUCCUCUAGGUAGCACUGCAAACUGAUAAAGAUCAGUACCAAAUGCGGUCAACAAGUGUGACCACCAGGAGUUCUACUGAAAAUUCCCUCUGAAUGUGAGAGUAGAAUAAAGAAUCUUUGCACAGCUGGUAAAAAUACUCUGAUAAGGGCAUAAGAAUAUUUAUGAGAAUUAAGGAGUGUUUGAUUUGGUUGAUGGAAAACUAUUUCAGUUUAGUCAUUACUCUGCUAUUUAAUUAAUGCAACUACUGUAUAUAUUAACUCUUUUUUAGCUACUCCUGUAAAUUUGUAACAUUUUGUAAAAAACUACAGUAAAAUUUUCAAAAAUAUAUGUACAGUAUACAUGUAUCUAAUAGGAUUACCAUUGUCUGCUGGCAAUAACAAACAAAAAGGUAUAUGGCUAUCAUAUUAUAAAUAUGCGCACUUUCUGAGAAGUGAGUGGAGCCUGUAUAGAGAGCAACCAGAGAAAAUAAGAUGGAAGAAUAUAGAAAUGCACAAAAGCCUCAUACUUUUUUUUGUUUGUCACUGCAUUUAGAUUCAGUCUACCUGGUUAAUUAAUUACAGAAAAAAUA
Messenger RNA from Hypanus sabinus (Atlantic stingray), 4443 nucleotides. Its product is annotated as zeta-sarcoglycan. Bases 7 to 906 code for a protein of 299 amino acids. Gene Ontology annotation, biological process: cardiac muscle tissue development; heart contraction. The record is from RefSeq and is a predicted model, not a curated record. The transcript is spliced from 7 exons. Lineage: Eukaryota; Metazoa; Chordata; Chondrichthyes; Myliobatiformes; Dasyatidae. Gene Ontology annotation, cellular component: sarcoglycan complex; sarcolemma.